AUGCCACUCUUGCAGCUGACCUCAGCUCGUACGGGACUCUCUGAUGAGUCAGUAGAUAUCGUUGCAGUACAUGGAAUUGACGAACAUAUCGCAGAAGCUUGGACGGACAUUGAGACCGGAAUCUUAUGGCUUCGUGAUCUUCUCCCUCACGACCUACCAGAUAUUCGCGUUCUUUCGUUUGGUUACAAUGCCCAUGCAUCUGCAUUCUUUGGCAAAGGCUCUGCCGACAGAAUUCAGCAACAUGCGCAGACUCUGGUGGCGGAACUUCAAGCAGAUAGGUCGCUCGAAGGAUGCACAAACCGCCCCAUAAUCUUCGUCUGCCAUGGACUAGGCGGUCUACUUGUCAAAAAAGCAUUAACCUACUCAUCCACCCGAACAUCGAAGCAUGUGGAGCAUCUCUACUCCAUAUUCGUUUCGACUUUCGCUAUUCUUUUCUUCGGCACACCGCAUCAAGGUAUGGAUACAAAUGCUUGGUUGGCAUCAACACGCAGCAAGUCACCACUGUCUCGUAUGAAGCACCACGAGGAGAGCCCGUUAUUGAUGGUCAUGGGCAAGGAGUGCGAAACACUGUUAGCAAUCACAGAACAGUUUAUGCAUCUCUUACGACAAUUUCACAUUUUUUUCCUCUGGGAAGAGAUCGAGACAUUCAGAGGCGAGUUCAAAAGCUACAUCGUCGAAGAAUCCUCUGCGGCUCCCAUACUUGACCAUACCGAAAGAGUCGGAAUAUAUGCAAAUCAUGCACAAAUGAUACAGUUCACUAGUCGAAGAUCGUCAAGUUACAGAACCGUCGUCGAAGGGCUAAAGCGAUAUUGCACUUCUGCACCUCCAAUCAUCGAUAGUCGAUGGAAGCAUGCAAUGGCAUCACUCGCAUUAUCUCGAACCAGUGAAGCGGCUGAAUUAGCAGGGCUGGCAUUUGACGUUCACAAUGCGAAUCGUCCUUAUCAAAUUCAGCGAAUAAUUUCAGAAAAACCGAGGAACAGAUUCUUUCGCAUUCCUCAAGCGGUGAGCAGCAUCUUCACGGGGCGGGAGGAUGUCGCCACAGCUGUGCAAGACGCUUUUUGGUCUUCCACGGUAGCAAGUCAGCCUCCACAGCAGCAAAGAUAUAUAAUAUACGGUAUUGGAGGUUCAGGCAAAACGCAGUUCUGUUCUAAAUUCGCUCAAGACCAUCGUGAGAAGCUUUGGGGAGUGUUUUGGAUUGACGCAACUUCCUCCGAGACGGCGAAGCAUUCUUUUUCAAUGAUAGGCAAAAUGGGAGGUAUGGAAGGGACGGAAAGCGCAGGCAAACAUUGGCUUUCUAGCGCUGAGGAGCCUUGGCUGUUGAUUAUCAACAAUGCCGACGAUCCAACACUGGAGCUCGCGACCCUCUUUCCCGAAGGAGAGAGGGGUCUUGUCCUUGUCACCACCAGAAAUCCUUUCCUCAGGGUUCACGGCAGCGCUGGUUCAAAGGAGUUCAGGGGACUUGAAGAAAAGGAUGCAAUACAUCUCUUGCUCCGAGCUGCAGACGCACCAAAGCCUUGGGACUACAACAUGGAGAAUCUCGGUCAAAAGAUUGCAGAUACCCUGGGGUAUCUUGCUCUAGCUCUAGUGCAAGCUGGCGCAUUGAUCCUUCAACGAAUGUGCAGCAUGCACAAUUAUCUUGAAUACUACCAAGAAUACCGUCAAAGGGUCCGCAGUCGUCGAAUGUCUAUCGAGCCAAAGGCUGAGGAUCAAUCAGCAGUCUACGCAACUUGGGAGCACUCUCUGGACUCACUCGGUGUCCGUGGAGCAGAAGCAGACCAAGUCCUCACAGCUGCUAAAUUUGGCUAUGUAUAUCUUGAGUGCGGCCGACUUGACAAUGGAGCAAAACUUCUCUGCAAUGUCAAGGACGCUCUCAUUGCCAGCCGUGGCUAUAGCAAUGAGAAGACCAUGGUGGCCAUGCUUGUUUUAGCAGAAGCUUACUGGAUGCUAGGACGCUUAGAUGAGGCCAUCGAUUUGCAGAAGAAGGUCGCAGCAUGCCGCACAUCAACUUAUGGGCCUCGUCACAAGGAGACACUUUCAGCCAUGGAACGGUUGGGGCGGUCUUAUUGGCUGAAUGGGCAGUAUAAGGAAGCUCUGACAAUUCAGACGCGGACCGUAGACAAAUUGAAGUUUGAAUUCGGUGACAGGAAUGAAAUUACUUUGACAGCCAUGGACAACCUUGGAUUGACUUAUGGCUCUUGGAGAAGAUUUCAGGAAAGCAGGGAACUUCAUAGGCAAGUUCUUGAGGCAAGGAAAGAGAUUCUUGGCCCUUCGCAUUCGGACACCCUCUUCGCUAUGAACAAUUUGGCCAUGGCACUUAAGGAUCUUGGACAUCUUAAAGAAGCUGAAAGCUUAAUGCUCGAAGCUUAUGAGCAGCGUAAAAGGAAACUUGGCAAGGAGCAUCCAUGGACGCUGUGGGCCGUCUGCAACCUAGCCAAGGUGAAGACAGAACUUGGCCUUCUCCAGGAGGCCCGUGAGAUACUAGUCGUGGGGAUUGCAGCAGGUAAAAGAAGUCUUGGAGAUUUUCACCUCGGUGUCCUGAUCGGAAUCGCAGAACUAUCACGGGUUUAUGCACGCCAAAAGCGGCUGGUUGAGGCUACGAAAUUAUUGAAUGAUGUGGUUUCCCAUUUCGAGAAUCAUCGAGGCGUUAGUCACCCAGAUUCUGUCCUGGCCAUGCACAAGCUGGCUCUUCUAUACCAGAUGCAGGGAAAUAUACCUGCUGCUAUCAAUGUGUGUCAAAAAGCAGACAGAGUCUCUCAAGAUCGGCUUCCAGAGGAGCAUCCACUUGUUCAAGAUAUACACAAACAGCUUCAAGAGCUCAACGCAAGUCUUGAGGGAUCAUCUGAGACAAAGUCCUCUGGUAGGGCGGCCAGCGAAUGCGAGUCUCAGGGUCCAAACGAGGGCCUGUAUUUGAGUGAUGAGCAUAAAAUACAGACCUUACGAGGUCGUAGAACAAUGUGA
Molecule: messenger RNA, 2958 nt
Organism: Bacidia gigantensis
Lineage: Eukaryota; Fungi; Ascomycota; Lecanoromycetes; Lecanorales; Ramalinaceae
Exons: 4
Coding region: 1-2958 (985 amino acids)
Molecular function (GO): protein binding
Source: RefSeq, a predicted model, not a curated record